UGACGCCGACACGAUACAUUCACUUGGACGUUCGUACCAAUACAUUUCCUUCCUGUCGGCCUAGAUUUUUUUUCCGCCACGACUAAAGCCGUCGAAGCUUAGAACUUGACUCUGGACGGAUUUUUCUUUUGUAGACAACUCAUCAAUAGAUAUAUGUUUAAAAUUAACCAAUUUAUUCAAGAAACUCUUAUUACUCGUGUAGUUUCACCAGGUUUUGGAAGUGUUUGAGGAGAUUGAAAACGACGUCGACGACCAAGAGGACGACUGCAUACCGGCAAACAAAGAACCCUUCCUUCAGAUAAUUUCUCUCUUCUCUUUAGUUAGCUAUGAGUCAUGUGGCCGUUGAAAAUGUACACGGUCUAGAUCAGCAGUUGGCUGCUCUAGACUUGAACCCAGACCUGCAGGGCGGAGGUACUGGCCGACGUUACAUUCCACCUCAUCUAAGGAACAAAGAAGUCUCCAAAAAUGCAGGAAAUGCAUUUACCUCUGGUAGACAGAGCGGGUACUCAGUUGGGCCUGGGAACAGCUAUGCUGGAGGAUGGGAUGGUGGGCGCAAUAAUGGCUUUGUGAAUGGAUACAAUGAUGCGAAUGGCAUGAACGGACGUGGCGGCAUUCGCCAGGACCGCGGUGGUGGUCGCGGAGGAUUCCGUGGUAGAGGUGGAAGUUCCUAUAACCCUGCCCAGCCUAUGCAGAAUCCAGGAUUUGGGUAUGAAGCCAAGGACAAUGGCGGUGGUUGGAAUGUUCAGAAAGAUGCUUACACAAGCUUUGGCAGCCGUAACGACCGAGGCAAAUCUGCCUAUGAUCGUACCUCUACAAGGGGAAGAUAUGAACGUGGAGGUUUUGGAGGUGGAGGAAAUGGUCGUUGGCUGGACGACUCGAGAGAGGAGGAAGAUUGGUCCAAACCUCUGUCCCGCAAUGAGCGAACGGAGAACGAACUGUUUGCCGGGUGCAACACAGGAAUCAAUUUUGAUAAUUAUGAUGACAUUCCUGUGGAGGCAACAGGACACGACAGCCCUUCUCCCAUUGAUAUGUUUCAAGAUAUUGAUAUGGGGGAGAUCAUCAUGGGCAACAUCGCACUGAGUCGUUACACACGUCCCACUCCGGUGCAGAAGCAUGCCAUUCCCAUCAUUAAAUCCAAGAGAGACCUAAUGGCCUGUGCUCAGACAGGUUCUGGGAAAACAGCCGCAUUUUUGCUGCCUGUGCUCAGCCAAAUCUACACAGAGGGACCGGGAGAGGCCCUACAGGCCGCUAAGAACAAUGCCCAGGACAAUGGUAGAUAUGGCCGCCGUAAGCAGUAUCCCCUCGCUCUGGUCUUGGCCCCAACAAGAGAGUUGGCAUUGCAGAUCUAUGAUGAAGCCAGGAAGUUCGCAUAUCGAUCCCGUGUGCGUCCAUGUGUAGUGUAUGGAGGAGCUGACAUCGGCCAACAAAUUCGUGAAUUGGAGCGCGGUUGUCACCUUCUGGUGGCAACGCCUGGACGUUUGGUAGACAUGAUGGAGAGGGGCAAGAUUGGCAUGGACCACUGCUGUUACCUGAUCCUGGACGAGGCUGACCGUAUGUUGGACAUGGGUUUCGAGCCCCAGAUUCGUCGUAUCGUUGAGCAGGACACUAUGCCACCCAAAGGCGUGCGCCAGACCAUGAUGUUCAGUGCCACGUUCCCCAAAGAGAUCCAGAUAUUGGCUCGUGACUUCCUGGAGGACUACAUCUUCCUUGCCGUGGGCCGCGUGGGCUCAACUUCAGAGAACAUUACACAGAAGGUGGUUUGGGUUGAAGAGAGUGAUAAGAGGUCUUUCCUGCUGGAUCUUCUUAACGCUACAGUUAUGCCUAGCGAGGGUCAGGAACCAACUGCUGAAAACCUCGGGAAGCCUGGCAAGGAAUCCCUCACUUUGGUGUUUGUGGAGACCAAGAAGGGUGCUGAUGCCCUGGAAGACUUCCUGUACCGGGAGGGCUACGGCUGCACCAGCAUUCACGGUGACCGCUCACAGAGAGACCGCGAGGAGGCACUUCACCAGUUCCGCUCCGGAAGAUGCCCCAUUCUGGUGGCCACAGCUGUGGCUGCUCGAGGACUGGACAUCCCUCACGUGAAACACGUCAUCAACUUUGAUCUUCCAAGUGACAUUGAGGAGUAUGUCCACCGCAUUGGACGUACAGGCCGUGUAGGAAAUCUGGGCCUGGCCACUUCGUUCUUCAAUGAUAAAAACUCAAACAUCACCAAGGACCUGUUGGACCUGGUGGUGGAAGCCAAACAGGAAGUCCCAUCCUGGCUGGAGAGUCUUGCCUUCGAGCAUCAGCACAAAAGUACCAGUCGCGGACGCUCUAAGGGUAGGUUCUCUGGAGGGUUCGGAGCCCGGGACUACAGGCAGACGAGUGGCGCCGGAGGCAGCAGUGCCGGCAGCGGCGGCGGCUUUGGAGGCCGAGGCGGCCGCAGCACCGGGGGCCACGGAGGAAAUCGUGGAUUUGGUGGUGGUGGUGGUGGCUUUGGGAAUUUCUACGGCAAUGACGGAUAUGGAGGAAGCUACUCUCACUCGCAAGUGGACUGGUGGGGCAAUUAAUAAUUCAAAUGCCCCGAAUUUUUCAGACCUCCACUCGAUACAUGUUGAUGGGCUCAUACAGCCCUAUUUGCUGAAUGAGAACCACAUGUUAGCCAGUUUGAAUAACCAUAUGUAGCUUGAGGACCCUAUCCGUACAUUAUAAGUUGUGAUUCUUUGUGAUGACUUGGUUGGGGGGGAAAAAAUUGUGGCACGCAUCACAAGAACAUAUCCACAGUUUACGUGACAGAAAGAAAACAUCUACUGUCUACUGCUUGUUCUGUGACACAAAGAUGAAUGACCAAGUCAAAGACUAUGUUAUUGGCAUCUUACUUAUCUUUUGCAGAACAAAGAAUCACUUGAUAAUGUACUGUCUUUUUUGUUUUGUUUUUUUCCUUUUACAUUUGCUUUUUUUAAAAAGCAAUGUACUUACUGACACCAGGCCAUGAACUUCAAGUUUUAUAUUUUCUUAAAAGGCAAAUAAUUGAGCUCAGAUUAAAUCAAACCUUGGCAAAUGUCUUGCGAAAUAAUGACUUGUCAGUCAUUAUUCCAUUUUGAACUUUUCAAAUUUUGUCACCAGCCAUCCUGUGACCUGAUCAUAGGUUGCGUUCCUUUAUUGGAAGCAAUGAUCUGGCAAAAAAUGCAUUUCAAAUGAAAACGUGAUCUGUUCACUAGUUCUUUAAAGGUACCCUUUGGAUUUUGUUGAUCAAGCCAUUCCAGUGCAUAAUCUUAAUAUUCAGUCAUUAUUUAAUUUUCUCAGAAUGUGUUUACAGAGCUGCAAAGGCACUUGGUGCUUCAACUUAAAGGCCAUUCAUUUUAGCUUAUCUGCAAAGGCAGCUAGUUGAUUUUGAGAGACUAGCAUGUGAAUGGUAUGUUAGCGCAUUCUUACUUGAACUGUAUGGAAACAGGAUGGAUAUCGAGUAAAUGUCUAUCUUAAUCAUAAUGUGAGAUUGGAAUUGUACAAAAGCAGCAUUUGCAAAAGUGGAAUGGCUACAUUAUUACCACAGGAGUAGAGUGUGUGUUAAUGCUACCACUGCAAUGGUCCCAUGCUAGUGUUUUUUGUUUUGGUCAAGGAGACAAAAUCUACAGAAGGCUUUUUUUUUUCACUACGCAAUCAUAAAACAAUCAUUUUUUUUUUUUCACUUAAUUUUCUUGGUCUCUUUUUUUUUUCUUUCAAGCUGCGUUAAAAAAGACAUACAGACGUAAGGCGUAACUCGUUUGAGGCACAGUUCCACCCGCCAUUAAACUCACGGCUGGGUGUUGUUCCCCUUUGGAAGCUAAGCGGUCAGCUGAGGCUAACUGUAGAAUAUGGUAGGAUAUCAAAAAACAUAGGAGCUUCACAAGGUGUGGCUUUUGAAGCAUAAUUACUUUUUUUUGUUUUUGUUGUAGUCAUUCUUUGAUACAACUAAUGUUACCAUCUGAUUGGGUGCUGUUCGAUGCUUGUUCCAUUCUGACUGUGUAUUUUGGCAGCUAAUGUGAGGAAAUCUAGAGUUUGGGUUGCUGUUAGUGUACUGUGGAGACUAUAUCAGUGGUUCGUGGCCGAGUCGUCGAGGGGUGUCCCCCCCUAGGCAGGCGGCAUAAUUUUUUUCUCAAGGAGAAAGUCAUUUGGGAGUGGGCAUGAGAAGUCUUUUGACUGAAGUGCAAUAUAUUCACUUUCAACUGUGUUGUGCCUUGAUAUAUUUCAAAUUCUUAGCCCAAUACCAAUGCACUGACAGUGUUGUGGUAACAGAAGUUGUGUGGUGCUACAAGUUGGGUCUAGAUUCUCUUACAUUACACCCAUCAAGUUUUAUUAAAGUUAUUUUAUUGAUUGCACGUGUGCAGUUUUAUAGAUGUCUCGUACAUGUCCUUAUGUGUAAAGAUUGUUAAAACGCAGCUUGUUUACAAAAGGGGAAAGGGUUCUCAGUAUUUUACCUGGGUUUAUUUGGGACCAGGAAAUUGGCAGUGGAGAAUUUAGCCAUUUGCACAGAUUACUAGAUUCUACUUUUGCUGCUAGACUGUAAUUUAUUAAGCAUUUUUGAAAAGUAUUUAUUUUUAUAUGCCUAAAAAGUGAUACUUUCAAUUAACUUGACCAAAAGACGGUAAAAACACUGGCACUUGAAUGUUUGUCACCUGAGUGAAAGUUGUUUAUUGGGAUAGUGUGAGGUUGUUAGUGUCAACUAUCGGCCUCGUGUGCAUUUGGAUCAAUUCAAUUUGGCUGUCAAAAUUUGAAAGCUUACCACCAUGCCAAGGUUUGGAAAGAAAAAAAAAUAACAGUACAUUGUUGUCAGUAAAUAGUGUUUUGUUUUGUUUUUUUAGCCCCUUUUCCCCCACCCCACCCUUUAUAACUGGCACAUGAGAAAUUUAUAAAAGAAAGCAUCCUACAUGUGGUGUAUUAUAAUGUUCAGAUGGAUUAUUUGGGCAUCCUGAGGAGGAGGCCCUCUUUGAUGUGUGUGCUACUCUAGCAGCCAAGUGAGACUUUUUAUUGGGCUUCUCACUCCCAGUAGAGGUUAGUAUUUGCUUUAUGGAAUAGUGUAGAUACUAUGCACUACAUGAAGACAACUGUCAAUUGUAAGAUUUUACCAAAUUAAAUUUUGACAUUGCAAAUGCA
Messenger RNA from Alosa sapidissima (American shad), 5112 nucleotides. Its product is annotated as ATP-dependent RNA helicase DDX3X-like. Bases 327 to 2549 code for a protein of 740 amino acids. The transcript is spliced from 20 exons. Gene Ontology annotation, biological process: cell differentiation; gamete generation. Gene Ontology annotation, molecular function: RNA binding; ATP binding; RNA helicase activity. Gene Ontology annotation, cellular component: nucleus; P granule. NCBI's taxonomy places the organism in Eukaryota, Metazoa, Chordata, Actinopteri, Clupeiformes, Clupeidae. The record is from RefSeq and is a predicted model, not a curated record.